This is a messenger RNA of Synchytrium microbalum, 1089 nucleotides long. RefSeq lists its product as uncharacterized. Bases 1 to 1089 code for a protein of 362 amino acids. Lineage: Eukaryota; Fungi; Chytridiomycota; Chytridiomycetes; Synchytriales; Synchytriaceae. The record is from RefSeq and is a predicted model, not a curated record. Gene Ontology annotation, molecular function: oxidoreductase activity. The transcript has 7 exons.
AUGGAAAUCAAGCUGAAGAACCUCCUCGAGGAGGUGGCAGCACGUGUAUUCGUCGCAUUGACAAUGCCUUUAUUGAUUCUCUACAACUUGUAUUUGUACAUUCAAACCAAACCAAAGAUAUGGGAUGCUGCUGGAAAAGUCGUCGAGGCAGACAUCGUGCCUGUAUUUGUCGGUCAAAUCCUUUCCUUACGGACACUGUCGCAUCCUCGUACUGGAUCAGAUCAAUCGAAUCAUCAAGUGCCGAAUCGAGCUGGACUUCUAUCUACACUUUAUUUGGAUUCAACCCUAAUCAAACCACCACUUUUAAUACUAGUCAUCACUGGCUGUUCAGCUGGAAUGGGCGCAGAUCUCGCUCGGAUAUACGCAAAGGACGGUGCUAACCUGGUCAUCAUGGCUCGACGCGAAGCUGAGUUGAAUGUCGUCGCUACUGAAUGUCGAAAACUCGGUGCAUCAAGUGUCCUUGCUCUGCCUAUCGACGUCGCUUCAGAAGACGAAAUCAAAAAAGCCGUAAAACGGAUUGGCGAUGAAUACGGCCGAAUUGACUUGUUUGUCGCAAAUGCUGGAAUAUCAAUGGGCUACACGGUCCAAGAGCUUAAUGAUCUGCGACUCAUGAGGAAUCUCAUGGAUAUCAACUACUUUGGAACCAUAGGCUUCAUCAUCUACGGAUUGCAUCUGUUGAAGAAGAGUGCACAACCUAAGAUUUCUAUCAUUUCAUCUGUUGCUGGAAUAUUUGGUUCCAUAACCCGAUGUGGUUACUCUGGCUCAAAGUUCGCUCUCAAAGGCUUCUGUGAUGCGUUGAGCCUUGAAGAACCAAGCUUUGAAAUCAGCAUUCUCUUCCCAGGUGUCGUCAAGACUGACUUGAAUCGAACCCGAGAAGGCUCCGUGCAACUCAAUAUGGAUCAGGGCAUGGAAUGUGCCGACGCGGCUGAAUUGAUACAUGAUGCUGUCAAAACAGGAAAGCGUUAUGAAACGUGGACCUUCCGAGCCAAAGCACUCUACCUUAUCAGAGACGUGCUACCAGAUCUACGCGAUUCCUUCUGGGGCGGGCACGGCAGGAAAUACCAACGCCCUACCGCAAAGAAAGAAUAA